GCGGGCGGGCGGGGGGAGCCGCCGCCAGCCGGGUGCGCGGCGACCUGAUCCCUGUCCAACAUGGUCGCCGCUCACACCUCCCAUUCCUCAUCCUCCGGCGAGUGGAUCGCUUGCCUGGAUAAAAGACCUUUGGAACGUUCUAGUGAAGAUGUAGAUAUAAUAUUCACACGACUGAAAGAAGUGAAAGCUUUUGAGAAAUUUCAUCCAAACCUUCUCCAUCAAAUAUGCCUCUGUGGAUAUUAUGAAAAUCUGGAAAAAGGAAUCACAUUAUUCCGUCAGGGUGAUAUUGGGACGAACUGGUAUGCUGUUCUGUCAGGAUCACUGGAUGUGAAGGUUUCUGAUACAAGCAACCACCAGGAUGCUGUGACAAUAUGCACUCUGGGAAUAGGAACUGCUUUUGGAGAAUCCAUUCUGGAUAACACUCCUCGCCAUGCUACCAUCGUUACCAGAGAGUAUAGUGAGCUCCUUCGAAUUGAGCAGAAGGACUUUAAAGCACUGUGGGAGAAAUAUCGACAGCAUAUGUCUGGACUUCUCACUCCUCCUUAUGGUGUUAUGGAAACUGGCUCCAACAAUGACAGAAUGCCAGAUAAGGAUGGUAUGUCAAGCAGUGCUCUUUGUCAAGUUUCUAAAAAUUGUAAUAAGACACCUCUUACUGAACCUCACAUCUCACAUCGUCCUACUAAAACCAUUACACAGGUUCCUUCAGAAAAGAUCCUCAGAGCUGGAAAGAUUUUGCGGAAUUCAAUUCUGUCCCGAGCCCCUCACAUGAUAAGAGAUCGUAAAUACCAUCUGAAGACUUACAGGCAAUGCUGUGUGGGGACAGAACUAGUUGACUGGAUGAUGCAGCAAAGUCCUUGUGUCCAUUCACGAACUCAGGCUGUUGGCAUGUGGCAAGUAUUGCUGGAAGAAGGUGUUCUUAACCAUGUGGAUCAGGAGCACCACUUUCAAGACAAAUACUUAUUUUAUCGAUUUUUGGAUGAUGAGCGUGAAGAUGCCCCCUUGCCAACUGAGGAAGAUAAAAAGGAGUGUGAUGAGGAGCUACAGGACACUAUGCUGCUUCUGUCUCAGAUUGGGCCAGAUGCUCAUAUGAGGAUGAUUCUCAGAAAACCGCCUGGCCAGAGAACUGUAGAUGACUUAGAAUUUAUAUAUGAAGAACUUCUUCACAUUAAGGCCUUAUCUCAUCUUUCUACCACAGUAAAGCGAGAAUUAGCAGGUGUCCUCAUUUUUGAGUCACAUCCCAAAGCAGGAACAGUCUUAUUUAAUCAGGGAGAAGAAGGUACUUCAUGGUACAUUAUCCUAAAGGGAUCAGUAAACGUAGUCAUUUAUGGCAAGGGUGUGGUAUGUACUCUACACGAAGGAGAUGAUUUUGGCAAGUUAGCACUUGUGAAUGAUGCUCCCAGAGCAGCAUCCAUUGUUCUGCGUGAAGACAACUGCCACUUCUUGAGAGUGGACAAGGAGGACUUCAACAGGAUCCUUAGGGAUGUGGAAGCAAAUACAGUAAGACUCAAAGAACAUGACCAAGAUGUCUUGGUGUUGGAGAAGAUCCCAGCAGGAAACAGAGUUUCUAAUCAAGGAAAUUCACAGCCUCAGCACAAGUAUAUUGUGAUGUCAGGAACUCCAGAGAAAAUUUUAGAGCACUUUCUAGAAACUAUGCGCCUUGAAGCUACUUUAAAUGAAGCAACAGAUUCUGUUUUAAGUGAUUUUAUUAUGAUGCACUGUGUUUUUAUGCCAAAUAGUCAGCUCUGUCCAGCCUUGAUGGCACACUAUCAUGCCCAGCCUUCCCAGGGUACAGAGCAGGAGAAAAUGGAUUAUGCCCUCAACAAUAAAAGGCGAGUCAUUCGACUGGUUCUGCAGUGGGCUGCUUUAUAUGGAGAUUUACUACAAGAAGAUGAAGCAGCAAUGGCCUUUUUGGAGGAAUUUUAUGUAUCUGUAUCAGAUGAUACUAGAAUGAUUGCAGCACUAAAGGAGCAACUUCCAGAGCUAGAGAGAAUUGUAAAGCAAGUUUCUGAAGAACCUAAAGCACCACAAAAGAAGCACAAAGUUCUUCUGCAGCUGUUCAACACAAGUGAUGACAGAGCACAGAAACGCCAGCCUAUCAGGGGCAGCGACGAAGUUCUGUUUAAGGUGUACUGCAUAGACCAAACCUAUACCACUAUCCGGGUGCCAGUGUCUUCCUCUGUGAAGGAAGUGAUCAGCGCAGUAGCAGAUAAACUGGGUUCUGGAGAAGGCCUCAUCAUAGUAAAGAUGAGUUCAGGAGGAGAAAAAGUUGUGCUCAAACCUCAUGAUGUUUCAGUGUUUACAACUCUCAGUGUUAAUGGACGGCUGUUUGCUUGCCCACGUGAUCAGUUCGAUUCAUUGGCACCAUUACCAGAACAAGAAGGACCAUCUACAGGUACAGUGGGAACGUUUGAACUGAUGAGCUCUAAAGACCUAGCACAUCAGAUGACAAUUUAUGACUGGGAGCUCUUCAACUGUGUGCAUGAGCUGGAAUUGAUCUAUCACACUUUUGGAAGGCACAAUUUCAAAAAGACCACAGCAAAUCUGGACUUGUUUUUAAGAAGAUUUAAUGAAAUUCAGUUCUGGGUGGUCACUGAGAUUUGUCUUUGCUCUCAACUCAGCAAGCGUGUUCAGCUGUUAAAGAAGUAUAUUAAGAUAGCAGCCCACUGUAAAGAAUACAAAAAUCUGAAUUCCUUUUUCGCUAUCAUUAUGGGUCUGAGUAAUGUUGCUGUGAGCCGUCUCUCGUUAACAUGGGAGAAACUUCCAAGCAAGUUCAAGAAGAUCUAUGCAGAGUUUGAAAGCUUAAUGGAUCCAUCAAGAAACCAUAGGGCCUACAGACUAACUGUAGCUAAAUUGGACCCUCCAAUAAUUCCUUUCAUGCCACUACUUAUAAAAGACAUGACAUUUACUCAUGAGGGAAACAAGACAUUCACUGACAAUCUAGUAAACUUUGAAAAAAUGCGCAUGAUUGCCAACACUGUCAGGACGGUGAAAUUCUGCCGAAGCCAAUCUUUCAAUCCCGAUGCAGCCCUGACUAAUAAGAACCAUCAGGAUGUUCGGAGCUAUGUGCGGCAAUUAAAUGUGAUUGACAACCAGAGAACUUUAUCACAGAUGUCUCACCGACUAGAACCGCGUCGAGCAUAAACAUUUGAAGCAAUGAUGAGAAAUGAUCUUUUAUCCUGUCAAGGUCACUUGUUCAGAACUUCACUUUCUCUGCUACUGCACUGCCACUACAAAAAUAAGCAAAAACAUAUUCUAAGGUCUUGGGCAACGCACAGCGUGCCAGCCUGUCAGAGAACUUUGGCUGAGGAAGAAUUUAUGCACUGUAGCUGUACAGGUGGCCAUGUUGUGAACUGUUAAUUCAUCUUAAAGUGUAGUAAAUGAUUUCUCAUAUGGAUAAAAAAAGGCAAAAGAUAAAAUAGAAUAGUUAGUGAAAAAUGCACAAAAAGCUUCUAACAAUUCUAAGGGAGGCAGUGUUUUUCUCCCUAGAUUUAGUCUCCAGGUCAGGACCAAAACUAAGCAUCAGUUUAGCUUGCCCAGCUGCUGUUGACCUCAGUAGAAGAUGUAUGUAAAUGUCUGAUGAAAGAAUGUAGGCUCAAAAGAGGUCCGAGGUAUAGUUCCAUUCAGAGAAGACUUACAAAUAUUUCCAUCUGAAAUACAACAGAUACUAAGAAAAACUUCUGGUCUUACUCGUACUGCCUACUACUGCAAGCAGUGUGGCCAUUUCAGAGAACUGACAGGACUGAAAAUAUUUUGAAUGAUAAAUAUAUUAAUCUGUGUUUACAUUUUACUUCUUUUUUUAACCUACCAAUCAGGUUUUUACAAAAUUCCAUUAUGACAGUAAGGUUGUCAAAAUCAAUAGCAAAAAGGUAGCAAAGGACUGGUUCAAAAAGAGCACAAUAUGCACAAACAGAUUUCAAGAGAAUAAUUUCCUGGACAUUAAAACCUUAAACUUCAGCUAUAAUUAAUUGUGGCUGGUUAACACAUAUUUUAUGGUCUUAAGCAUUUACAGAUAUCUUACUUUUCAGCCAAUUGUUUUGCACUUUCAGUAGACUGUAAAUAAAUGUUAAUUCAUUAUGUUCUAGGAUAUUUAUUUAUGUAAUAGCUACUGUGCCAAAAUAAUUUGGUUUUAUUUAUUUUGUUUAGCAUGUUAUGGGAGUGCAGCUUUUGUCUUUAUACUUUGUGUGCAUUUUAUGUGUAGGAAUUGUGUGAUGUAUGUUUUCUGUAAAUAACACGCAGUACCUUAUUAAAUGUAAUUGCCGGAAA
Messenger RNA from Tyto alba (common barn owl), 4263 nucleotides. RefSeq names its product Rap guanine nucleotide exchange factor 4 (gene RAPGEF4). The record is from RefSeq and is a predicted model, not a curated record. Gene Ontology annotation, molecular function: guanyl-nucleotide exchange factor activity. Gene Ontology annotation, cellular component: plasma membrane. Gene Ontology annotation, biological process: positive regulation of GTPase activity; Ras protein signal transduction. Bases 61 to 3141 code for a protein of 1026 amino acids. The transcript has 31 exons. Lineage: Eukaryota; Metazoa; Chordata; Aves; Strigiformes; Tytonidae.